This is a messenger RNA of Andrographis paniculata, 688 nucleotides long. RefSeq lists its product as uncharacterized. The record is from RefSeq and is a predicted model, not a curated record. The coding region runs from base 1 to 525 and encodes 174 amino acids. Lineage: Eukaryota; Viridiplantae; Streptophyta; Magnoliopsida; Lamiales; Acanthaceae. The transcript is spliced from 3 exons.
AUGUACAAUAAUGGACGUUUUUACCCUUCCUAUUCCCAUGUUUAUCAAUAUUUCGUCCUCUGCCCUCUCGACCAAAUCCACCAUGUCCAUUUCAAUCUUCGUCCUCUGCCCUAUCCACCUAUUUCAAUCUCUAGAAAGCCCGAAUUCGAUGGCGGUGCCACACCGGCAUCAACAUCGUCAUUGCCCACAUCUGGAAGUCCUCUGUCCUCGCUAACACAACCAUCCUUGGCCACGACAGCGUCAUCUGGGCGAAAAGCGGCUUUACUUUUUAAAUCAAUAGUACGCUUUAUCACAUUUCUCGCCCUUUGUUUGCUUGUUCUGUAUGAGCGAUUGUCUGUUCAAAGCAGACGAAAUCAACUGGUAUUAAAAGAUUUGAAUGAGCAUAUAUCUCGCCUCAACUGGUUGCAUGUGAGGAUCCAAGUUGAACCUGCCAUUAUCAUCCAUAGAAAGAAGCUCAAGAUGAUGAACGCUCGACCGGACCAUCGUGACCUGGAUGGCGAUUCCGGUGCGCCACAUGUUUGUUGAUUUUGGUAUUGAGUAUUCAAGCUUUCAUAUUGUAUGGAUUCAACUAUUUUGAACGUACAAUUAUGUUUAGUAUUUUUUUGGUAUCCAUUGAUUAUGGAAUUAUGUUUGACAAUAUAAUGUGAUUCGAUCGUAUAUUGUUUAUUGGAUAUUUGGUUUGAUGCAA